CUGACGUAGCGGAGGAGGCGCCGGGUUUGAAUCUGAGUGUUUUUCUGGCUCGUGUGGUGGUGGACGCGGCACCGGAGUUUUUGGACCUUCGUCGGAGGUCGGUCUCCUACCGUUGUGGUAAGGAGCAGUGAUUGAAUUCUUCUUCCCAACCUAUUUUUUCAUUUUUAAAUGUUGAUUGAGUAAUAAACAAGAUAGAACAAAAUGAGUUGGGCGUUAGAGGAAUGGAAAGAAGGUCUGUCUACUAGAGCCCUUCAAAAAAUUCAGGAGCUUGAAGGGCAGCUGGACAAACUGAAGAAAGAAAGACAACAAAGACACUUUCAGCUGGAAUCCCUAGAGGCUGCGCUGCAGAAGCAGAAGCAGAAGGUUGAAGAUCAAAAAAAUGAGGGGGCCACCCUCAAAAGGGAGAAUCAGAGCUUGAUGGAAACAUGUGAUAAUUUGGAGAAAAUGAGGCAGAAGAUUUCUCAUGAACUUCAGGUCAAAGAGUCACAAGUGAAUUUCCAGGAAGGACAGCUAAAUUCAAAUAAAAAGCAAAUAGAAAAACUGGAACAGGAACUUAAAAGAUGUAAAUCUGAACUUGAAAGAAGCCAUCUGGCAGUGUUGCCAGGAGAUGUCUCAACACUAAACAGUACACCGCAGAAGAGUUCUGCUGCUUCUGGACAAUCAAGUCAUCAGAGUGUUUCCAAGUAUGAAGAACUACAAGAAAAAUAUAGUAAAGAAGUUGAAGAACGGAAAAGGUUAGAGGAAGAGAUUAAAGCUUUGCAAAUUAAAAAAGCAAGUAAGACAGUUCCCCCAAACACCAUGAGUCAUAGGGAAAUUGCUCGACAUCAGUCUUCUUCAUCUGUGUUCUCAUGGCAACAAGAAAAGACGCCUACUCGUCAUUCAGCCAGUGCUCAAGAAACUCCCCUUACGAGAGGUUUUACUGCCUUACACGCUCCUUGGGAACAAGAAGCAACACCUAAUAGGAAGUCAAGUUGGACAACAGAGAGGAAAGACACUAAUUGCGGUUUCCAUGAGAAUCAUAGUAAUCCUCACCUGCUGGAUCAAAUAAAAGCCCAGAACCAAGAGUUAAGGUGCAAAGUUAAUGAAUUGGAACAUCGACUGCAAGGACAAGAAAAAGAUAUAAAAGGACACAUGAAUAAAUGGCAAGAAACACAGCUCCAAUUAGAGAAAACAAAAUUGGAGUUAACUGAGAAAGAGAAAGUUUUGAACAAAACUAGGGAUGAACUGAUGAGAUUAACAGCACAAUUUGACCAGGCAACAGCCAAGUGUACAACACUGGAACAAAAGUUGAAAAAAAUGUCUGAAGAUUUGAGUUGCCAAAGACAAAAUGCAGAAAGUACCCGAUGCUCUUUGGAACAGAAAAUCAAGGACAAAGAUAAGGAGUAUCAGGAGGAACUCUCUCAUCAACAACGUACCCUCCAGAUGCUGGACCAGGAAAGUACUCAGAUAAAAGCCAAAUUAAACCAAGAGUUACAGCAGGCCAAAAGCACUCAAAACCUAUUGCAGGCUGAACUUGAUAAAGUCGUAGCAGUGAAACAGCAGCUGGAGAGAAAUUCAGACGAAUUUAAGCAGAAGCUCUGCAGAACUGAACAAGCAUUGCAGGCAAGUCAGACAAAGGAAACUGAUCUGAGGAGGAGCAUGGAGGAAAUGAUGCAGCAAAAACAACUUUUCAGCCAACAGUUAGAUAAAAGAGCAAGAGAAGUUUACCAACUGGAGGAAGAACUCAAGAAAACUAAACAUUGUUUAAAACAGAAUCAGAAUCUUGCAGAAGAAAUGAAAGAUAAGAAUUCCACUCAAGAGGAAGCUUUAAAACUUCUUCAAGAAAAAAUAAAUCAACAGGAAAAAUCUGUGAACUUAGAGAAACUGAAGCUUGCAGUGGCUGAUCUAGAAAAGCAACGGGAUUGUUCUCAAGAUCUGCUAAAAAAAAGGGAACAUCAUAUUGAACAGCUAAAUGAUAAAUUAAGUCGAACAGAGAGAGAGUCACAGGGGUUACUAAGUACCUUGGGAUUAAAGGAGAAGGAAUGUGAAGAACUUAAAAAAGAGAUAAUUCUAUUUUCUCAGUGGAAAAAUGAGAAAGAAGAACUUUUGAAUCAGCAUUUGUUAGAAAAGGAAGGUUUGCAAAGCAAAAUUAAUGAUUUAGAAAUAUGUCUGAGGACUCAGCAGAUGAAAAAUCAUGAUACCAAUGAAAGUUUCAAAAUAAUGGAAACUGAAAAAGAAAACUUAGGCUUGGAGGUUAGAAACCUUCAGAAUGCAAUAGAAGGAAAAAAUGUAGAAUUAGAAGCACAGAAAAAAGCCUAUGAUGAGCUCCAGCGAAAAGCUGAAUGCUCAGAUCAGAAAUAUAAAAAGGAAAUAGAAAAUCUCUCUCUAAAAAUAGUUCAGGUAACUGGGGAAGUUGAACAUCUUAAACAAAAACUACAGUUAAUGUCUAAUGAAAUGCUGGGGAAAGAUCAGCGUUAUGAAGAAUUGUAUAUACAAUAUGAAAAGGUCAAUAGUCUAGUAAAAUCUAAAAAUAUUUCUCAAAUGAUAAGUGAUGAUCACUGUGGGGACCUUUUCAUUUUAGAACAGCCAGUAUUGAACAAUUCUUUUAAAAAUAUACAUGAAAUUCAAGGAAGUUUGUCUUUAGAAGGGGGAGAUCAGGAAAUUAAAUUGCAUUUAGAAGACCAGAAUGUACAUAGUGCACCUAUACCACAACAUAAAGUUUCUUCAUUUGAGCUUUCAGUAGAGUCUCAAAAGCAGAGGAACUCAGACUUACAAAAACAUUGUGAAGGUUUGGGGCAAAUCAAAGUUGAAAUAGAAGAAAAUCUGAUUAAAGCAGAACACAUGCAUGAAAAUAUUGUGGAUAAAAAGUUUCAAAUGUUGAGUGAACAAUUGGAAUCUAGACAAGCAGAGAUUGAAGAUUUAAAAACCAGUAACCAAUUACUUGAAGAGUCAGUAAAGCAAUUACAGUUGCUGUCUGAAACCCUGAGUUCUGAGAAAAAGGAAAUUAAUUCAAUUCUCUUUCAAAACCAGAAAGAAAUUGAAGAACUGACCCAAGAAAAUAGGAGUCUCAAGGAAAUUAAUGCAGUUUUGAACACAGAAAAACUGGACUUAAUACAAAAAAAUGUCAAUUUUUCGAACUGCUUAAUUGAAAGAGAGAAAAAUAUUUCAGAGUUAUGUGUUAGAAACAAAGAGGAAGAGCUUCUUUUAGUAAAGAGAUGUGAAGAAGCUCAAAAGGGACUUGAACAUCUUAAAGAAAAAUACAAAUUAAUGGAGGAAAAGAACACUGAAUUGGAAUGUAUUUUAAAUGAACGUACUGCUAGUCUUUGUGAAAGCAGAAAUGAAUUAAAAGAUAUGGAAGGAGCUUUUGCAAUUGAGCGUGAAAAUUACUUAGGGAAGCUAGCCCUAGCGGAGGAAAAAAAUGAGAAAUUAAUUCUUAAGAUGGAGACAAUACAGUGUGGACUGAGAGCUGAGAUUGCAGCUAUUCAAAAUAGUUCAAAGAUUGAAACUGAUGGCUUAAGACAAGAAAUUUCAAAUUUCAGUUUUGAACAAAGCAAAAUGCAAGAACGCUAUCAUGUCUUGCUUCAAGAAAAUGAUCGACUGAUGAAAUUAGUUAAGGCAAAAGAUGUUCAAAAGACUGAAUUGGUUCUUGCUGAUAGCCCAGCUUCUAAACAAAUCAGUGAGUCUGUAAAUGAAAAUGGGAAUGGAUUAGAUAAUUUUAAGAAGAUUCAAGUUGAAAUGUUUCAUAAAAAUCUUGCAGCUAAAGACAGUUCUUUAAAUUCUUAUAAUGCAGAAGUGUUGCAGCUUGAGGAAGUCAUUGAACAUAUGGAACUAAGACUUAAAGAAAGUGAAAAGGAAAAAGAGGUCUUACAGCAAGAAUUAGAAAUGCUUAGAAAAGAGUUAGAAACUAGGGAUUCAAAGGUAAUGGACACUAAGCAAUAUGAUCAGUCUUUUGAAACUAACAGUUAUGAGGGCUGUAAAAGAGAAAUGGAUGAAAAGUAUGUUUCAGUUCUACAUGAACUAUCAACAAGCCAAAAUGAUAAUGCACAACUGAUGACUUCACUGCAGACAGCAGUAAAUAAGCUAAAUGAGUUAGAGAAAAUGUGUGAGUUUCUACAAAUUGAAAAGUUAGAACUAACAUCUGAACUGAAUGAUUCAAAAUCAGAAUGUAUCUUAGCAACUACCAAAAUGGCAGAAAAAGUAGAGAAACUAGUAAAUGAAGUUAAGAUACUAAAUAGUGAAAAUAGUGACCUUUCUGUUGAUUUUAUUGAAGAGAAUCGUAAAGAUGAAUUUGGGGAACAAUGUAAUGAAUCGAAAUCUAUUUGUUUAAAACUUCCAGAGGACAGUAUUGAAGAUGGUGGUGACUAUGAACAUUUCAAAUUGUCAAACAAAGAAGUUCAAAUGCAUUUUGUUGAAUUACAGGAAAAAUUUUCAUCUUUACAAGUUGAGCACAAAAUUUUACAUGAACAGCACUGCUACAUGAGCUCCAAGUUGUCAGAAUUACGUUCUUAUACUGACACACUAAAGGCUGAAAAUUCUGUAUUGUCAUUGAAUCUUAAAAACCUACAAACUGAUUUGAUGAAGCAGUGCACUCCUGAUAAAGAAUUUUCACUAGAGGAGGGUGAGUCUUUAUCAUCCUCUUGUAUGAAUGAAACCCUCCAUCUUAAAAGUUUUGCAGAUUCUUCUUUUUACAAAGACUUAUUUGAAGAAAGAAGAGAAAUAGCUUCUUUGAACAGUUUAGAAGAGAGUAUUUUAGACAAUCGGUCCAGUGCUAAUAUAGAUGAACCUCCUUGUAGCAGUCCUGUUGUAGAAUGCAUGACUAAGAAAAUUGCUAGGUCUGAUCCCAGUUUGAAUAUUGAGGAACUUGAGAUCCUUUGUCAAACUUAUCAGAUGUCACUCAAGAAUCUUGAAGACAAAUAUCAAAGUCAGGAGAUAAUGAAAGAUAAAGAGAUUCAAGAGCUUAAAGAACUCAUAGGUUCUGAAAGGAAAGAGCUAGAAUCCCUGAGAGAGCAGUAUCUAUCAGAAAAUGAACUGUGGCAACAGAAGCUGGCAAGUGUGACUGUGGAAAUGGAGUCAAAGUUGGCAGCAGAAAAGAAACAGACUGAGUCUUUGUCACUUCAGCUUGAAGUAGCAAGACUUCAACUUCAAGGUCUUGAUUUAAGUUCCCGUUCAUUCCUUAUUGCUGAAGGUGAAGAUGCAGUUAAGAAAGACCAAGAAAACAGUGUCUCAGCUAAUUUGGAAGAACAUGUUUCAUCCAUUGAAUCCAUUGGUGAAAAUAUAAUUAAGAGUGACAGACUACACACUUCUGAGCAAAAUGUUCAACAGAACUUAAAUUUGGAGUGUGAGCAAAUAGCUGCGAUUGAUGGUGUCUCUUCUGCAGCAGUAUAUUCUAAGGAACUGAACUUAGAAAAUGAAACUAGAAAUUUAUCAGAUAAAACCAUAAACAAUUCAGGAUACAUUCAUGAAUUAUCAUUUUCUAGUAAUGAUACUUUGGCGGCUAUGGAUUUCCUGGAGAAUCAGGUACUCAUUCAGAAUCUACAAAUGCAGGUGAAAGAGUCUUCAAAUGAAAACUUGAAGUUACUAUGUGGCCUAGAGGAAAGUAAUAAAAAAGUUGAUAGAUUGCUCGGUGAAAACAAACAAUUAGACUGUGAGCUGGAUUUACGAAAGGCUGAAUUAACUGCUAAGGUACGCAUGUAUUCAGAAUUAGAAAAAGUAGUUCAGGAACUUCAAAAAGAAAAAUCAGAUAUGAGUGAAAAACUGGAAUCUCUCUCUUAUGAUAAUCAGCAAUUACUUCAGAGAGUAACAUCUUUGGAAAACUUAAAUUCUGCUUCAGAAAUGUGUGCAGGUAUAUUUGCAGACAAUAUAGAUGUUGAAGAUAACAUAGCAAUGGUGAAUAAAGACUGGAAAGAAAAAUUUCUUGAAAUUGAAAAUGAAUUGAAGAGGGUAAAAUCUGAAAAGACUAACAUUGAGAGUCAUGCUUUCUCCAUUGAAGCCGACUUGGAAGGUCUUCAAACAAAGAAUCUUUGCUUAGAAAAAGAUAAUGAUAAUAAACAGAAGUUGGUGUCCAAUCUUGAAGAACAACUUUCUCUGGUCAUAUCUGAGAGAAACCACCUUAGUGGAGAACUAGACACUCAUUUAAGGGCAAAAAUGCAACUAGAAGAAAUAUGUGAAAAAUUGAAGGGAAAAAUUGAAGUGUUUGAGUCAAAUCAAAGGGAAUCCUUGCAACAUAUAGAAAUAAUGGAGUCUGAGGUAAGAGACAAAACGCAACUCCUUCAGACUCUGUCAUCUGAUGUCAACCAACUAUUAAAAGAAAAAGAUCAUCUCCAAGAACAUAUUCAGAGUUUAGAGAACAAUUCGCAGAUGCUUAGUUUGGAAAAAGAUGACUUGAAAAAUGAAAUUGGUCAAUUAACCAAUGAGAAAGAGCUUCUUAUGAGAGAAACAGAAAACCUGAAAGCCAAGUUGAAUGAAUCAGAAGCAGAAAAUGUAAACCUUUCUAAGGUGUUAGAGAGUUCUCUAAUUGAGAAAGGUGAGAUUGUAGCAAGAUUGAAUUCAACAGAAGAAGAAGUACAUCAGCUGAGAAGUGGCAUAGAAAAACUAAAAGUUCGCAUAGAGGCUGAUGAAAGGAAAAAACAUCAUGUUUUAGAAAAGCUUAAGGAAAGUGAACGUAAAGCUGACUCAUUUAAGGACAAAAUUGAAUCACUUGAAAGAGAGUUGCAGAUGUCAGAAGAAAAUCAAGAAGCAGUGAUUCUUGAUGCUGAGAAUGCAAAGUCUGAAUUAGAAACACUGAAAACACAAAUAGAAGAGUUAACCAAAGGCCUAAAAUGUUCAGAAUUGGAAUUAUUUGCUUUAAGGACAGAAAAAGAAAGUAUAUUGAAGGAGUUACAAGAAAAGCAAGGUCAGGUGUCUCAAUUGGAACAGUUGGCCCAAAGCUUAAAAUUUGUUGAAACUGAAGUUUUUUCUUUAAGAUCAGAAAAAGAGAACAUGAUGAAAGAAAUACAAGGAAAUAAAUGUCAAGUGUUUGAAUUAGAAAAGUUGACUCAAACUUUGAAUUGUUUAAAAUCAGAACUUGAUGCUUUAAAGUCAGAAAAAGAAACCAUUUUGAAAGAACUACAAGAAAAGGAAAACCGAGUGUCUGAAUUAGAAGAAUUGAUCCAAAACUUUGGAUAUGGAGAACCUGGAGUUGUAACUUUAUUUUCAGACAAAGAAAACAUGUUAAAAAACCUUCAAGGAACUCAGAGUCAAGCUUCUGAAUUAGAAAAGCGGACUGAAACCCCCAUAUGUUUAGAAUCAGAACUUGUCACCUUAAUGUCAGAAAAAGAAAAUAUGCUGAAUGAACUACAAGAAAAGCAAGGUAGAGUAACUGAAUUAGAGGCAUUGAACCAAUCGCUAAAACAUUUGGAAACAGAGCUUAUUGCCGUAAAGUCAGAAAAAGAAAAUUUAUCAAAAGAACUGCUACAAGAAAAGCAAACUAAAGUGCUUGAAUUAGAAGAGUUAACUAAAAAUCUAAAAUUUAUGGAAACAGAAAUUUUUGCCUUGAGGUCUGAAAAAGAAAAUAUGUUGAAAGAACUACAUGAAAAUCAAAGUCGAGUGUCUGAAUUAGAAAAGUUGACUCAAAACUUAAAGUAUAUGGAGAGUAAUGUUUCCUUAGGCACAGAAAGAGAAAAUAUAUCUAUUGAACUACAAGAAAAUCAUGAUCACCAAUUAGAGGAGUUGACCAGAAACCUAAAGUCUUUGGAGAAGGAGGUUGUUGUUUUAAGGGAGGAAAAAGAAAACAUGUCUAAAAACCAGAGAGAAAAUCAGGUGUCUGAAUUAGAAGAAUUGAUUCAAACCAUAAAAUAUUUAGAAUCUGAACUUGUGGCUUCAAGAGCAGAAAAAGAAUCCAUAUCAAAUAAACUACUAAAAGAAAAGCAGUGUUGGGUAUCUGAAUUAGAAGAGCUGACCCAGUCUCUAAAGUGUUUGGAAAUUGAAGUUGCUUCUUUAAGGUCAGAAAAAGAAAACAUAUCGAAGGAAUUGCACAAAAAGCAGAGUCAAAUGUCUGAAUUAGAAGAAUUGAUUGAAACCUUAAGAUGUAUAGAAACUGAAGUUGUUUCCUUACGAUCAGAAAAAGAGAUUGUAUUGAAAGAACUUCAAGAAAAUCAAGAUCAAGUAUAUGAACUAAAAGAAUUGAUUGAAGGCUUAAAAUGUGUAGAAAUAGAAGUGGUUGCCUUAAGGUCAGAAAAAGAAAAUAUAUUGAAAAAAUUAAAAGGAAAGCAAGAUCAAGUUUGCCAGUUAGAAGAGUCGAUUAACACCCUAAAAACAGAACUUUUUUUCUUGAGAUCAGAAAAAGAGAAUACUUUGAGAGAAUUACAAGAAAAUCAUUAUCAGAUCUUUGAGUUAGGAGAAUUAGUCCAAAUGCUAAAAUGCUUAGAUUCAGAACUUAGCACUAUAAGGUUAGAAAAAGAAAAUGUUUUGAAAGACUUAAAAGAAAGACAAGAUCGAGUAUCUGAAUUAGAAGAGCUGAUCAUAAGCUUAAAAUGUUUGGAAAAUGAAGUUGUUUCCUUGAGGUCGGAAAAAGAAAGCAUAUCAAAGGAGUUACAGGAAAAGCAGAGUCAAGUGUCUGAAUUAGAAGAGUUGACCAAAAGUCUAAAGUGCUUGGAAUCUGAAACUGCUUCUUUAAAAUCAGAAAAAGACAGUAUGUUGAAGGAACUGCAAGAAAAACAGGAUCAAAUUUGUGAAUUAGAAGAGAUGAACAUAAGUCUAAAAUGCUUGGAGACUGAAGUUGUUUCCUUAAGGUUGGCGAAUGAAAACAGGUUGAAGGAGUUAGAAGAAAAGCAGAGUCAAGUGUCUGAAUUAGAAGAGCUGACCAAAAGUCUAAAGUGCUUGGAAUCUGAAGUUGCUUCUCUGACAUCAGAAAAAGAAAAUCUGUUGAAGCAGCUGUGUGAAUUAGAAGAGUUGACUAAAAACCUAAAAUGUCUGGAAAAUGAAAUUGUUUCCUUAUCAUCAGAAAAAGAAAACAUUUUGAAAGAACUACAAGAAAAGCAGGGUCAAGUGUCUGACUUAGAAGAGUUGACCAAGAGUCUAAAGUCUUUGGAACCUGAAGUUGCUUCUUUAAGGACAGAAAAAGAAAAUAUACUGAAGGAGCUGCAAGAAAAACAAGUUCACAUUUGUGAAUUAGAAGCAAUGACCGUAAACCUGAAAUGUUUGGAGACUGAAGUUUCUUCUUUAAGGUCAGAAAAAGAAACCAUGUCUCAGGAGUUGCAAGAAAAGCAGGGUCAAAUUUGUGAAUUAGAAGAGAUGAACAUAAGCCUGAAAUGUUUGGAGACUGAAGUUGUUUCCUUAAGGUUAGCAAAAGAAAACAUGUUGAAGGAGUUAGAAGAAAAGCAGAGUCAAGUGUCUGAAUUAGAAGAGCUGACCAAAAGUCUAAAGUGCUUGGAAUCUGAAGUUGCUUCUCUGACAUCAGAAAAAGAAAAUCUGUUGAAGCAGCUGUGUGAAUUAGAAGAGUUGACUAAAAACCUAAAAUGUCUGGAAAAUGAAAUUGAUUCCUUAUCAUCAGAAAAAGAAAACAUUUUGAAAGAACUACAAGAAAAGCAGGGUCAAGUGUCUGACUUAGAAGAGUUGACCAAGAGUCUAAAGUCUUUGGAACCUGAAGUUGCUUCUUUAAGGACAGAAAAAGAAAAUAUAUUGAAGGAGCUGCAAGAAAAACAAGUUCACAUUUGUGAAUUAGAAGCAAUGACCGUAAACCUGAAAUGUUUGGAGACUGAAGUUUCUUCUUUAAGGUCAGAAAAAGAAACCAUGUCUCAGGAGUUGCAAGAAAAGCAGGGUCAAAUUUGUGAAUUAGAAGAGAUGAACAUAAGCCUGAAAUGUUUGGAGACUGAAGUUGUUUCCUUAAGGUUAGCAAAAGAAAACAUGUUGAAGGAGUUAGAAGAAAAGCAGAGUCAAGUGUCUGAAUUAGAAGAGCUGACCAAAAGUCUAAAGUGCUUGGAAUCUGAAGUUGCUUCUCUGACAUCAGAAAAAGAAAAUCUGUUGAAGCAGCUGUGUGAAUUAGAAGAGUUGACUAAAAACCUAAAAUGUCUGGAAAAUGAAAUUGAUUCCUUAUCAUCAGAAAAAGAAAACAUUUUGAAAGAACUACAAGAAAAGCAGGGUCAAGUGUCUGACUUAGAAGAGUUGACCAAGAGUCUAAAGUCUUUGGAACCUGAAGUUGCUUCUUUAAGGACAGAAAAAGAAAAUAUAUUGAAGGAGCUGCAAGAAAAACAAGUUCACAUUUGUGAAUUAGAAGAGAUGACCAUAAACCUUAAAUGUUUGGAAGCUGAAAUUGCUUCUUUAAGGUCAGAAAAAGAAAACAUGUCAAAGGAGCUGGAAGAAAAGCAGGGUCAAAUGAAAGAACUAGAAAUGUUAAAUGCUUCAUGUGAAAGCCUAUUAGAAGAAAAAGAAGAGGAAAAGAGAAAACUUAAAGAAGAAUCCAACCAUACAAUAGAGUUGCUUCAAAAACAGUUGAAUGAUCUAAGUAAGAAAAUAGAAUCCUUACAUGAAGAACACAGUAUAUGUAAGGUCAAUGAACAGGAUCUAAAUUAUCAAGUGGAUUGUCUAAAGAAUGAGAAAGUUCAUUUGAUGCAGCAGCUUGAAGAGAACAAAACUGAUAAUGCUGUGCUGAAAUCUUCUAUGAAUGACCUUAUUCAAGAAAUGGGAAGCAACAAACAAAAGUUAGAGAAAGUGAUGGAAGAAAACAGAAUGCUGCAAAAACAAGUUGAAGACCUCAGAAAGCUCUCCUCUAUGCUGACCCAGAUGGAGGCAAAGCAGCAGCUCUGGGAGAAAGAAAAAUUGCAGCUGGAAAAUCUUACAGUGGAAUUACAACAGAAGAUCCAAGAACUAUCCAAGAAUGAAACUUUGUAUGACAGUUUAGAAGCUCUGCAAAGUUCUUAUGCGAAUCUGGAGAAUGAACUUGAGUUGACAAAGAAGGAAAACUCAUCUCUUCUUGAAAAGAUAAAUAAAGUGACAGAAAAUGAAGUUCUGCUAAAGAAGGAAAUGAAUGACAUGAUGCAAAAGAUGACCACGUUGCAAGAAGAAUAUGCUGGAGAGAAGAACAGGUUUACUGAUUACAUAAAAAUUAGAGAAGCAGAAGCAGAGAAGAGUAAAAUACAACUGGAUGAGCUACUCCUGGAAAAGUGUGAACUGAAGAAGAGUUUGGAUUGUGUACAAGAAGAGCUGAAGGAAAGAGAAGGGAAAGCAAGAGAUGAAAUAUCAGAUUAUCAGUGUAGGCUUCAGGAUGCCAAUAAGAAAUAUGAAACUUUACUCAAGGAAGCAAACAAAAAGCAUGAAAUGGAAAUUAAAGUGUAUCAAGAGAAACUAAUUUGUAAAGAACAGGAUCUCAGCUCGCACAAGUCAGAGAUGGAGAUUUUAAAGUCCAAUAAAGAAGAAUUAGCUAAUUCUCUGAAAUGUACUAGUAAGAUAUUAGAAGAAUUGAAGAAAACCAAGGCUGAUAAUAUGAAAUAUGUAACUCAGUUGAAGAAGGAGAAUGAAAAUGCUAGAGGAAAAAUACAGUUGUUGAUCAAAACCUGUAAACAGCUGGAGAAUGAAAAAGAAGUGUUACAGAAAGAAAUAACCGGCCUUGAAGCGUUACAGGAGAAUCAGAAACAAAAUAAUGCCCUGGGUGUUAAUGUAGAAGAACUGAUGGCCGAGAUGAAAGAACUGAAAGAAACUCUUGAAGAAAAAAAUAAAGAGACAGAUGAAUAUUUGGAUAAGUAUUGCAACCUUCUUGUUAGUUAUGAAAAGCUGGAAAAAGAUAAAGAUAUGUUAGAAGCACAGGUUACUUUCCUGAAUUCUCUUCAAGGAAAACUUACCUCUCAGACUUCUCCUUUGCUAAACUCAGUUGAUUCAAGACAUACUCCAAGUCAGUCUGUUACUGAAAAGAAGACAUUAGCCAGUGAAACUAAAGUUUCAAGCAAGAGACCAAGGUCGUGUGGUAUCAAGGAAAGUGACGGAGAGUCAAUGCCUUCUACACCAGAAACUUUUACUAAAAGGAUCAAAAAAGGCAUGACACCAAAAGGUGUCACAUACCCCUUAAGGGGCUUGGAGAACACUGAGUAUGAGCCAGAAGGACUACCAGAAGUAGUAAAGAAAGGAUUUGCUGAUAUCCCAACUGGAAAAACAAGCCCUUAUGUCCUUCGGAGAACAACCAUGGCUACGAGGGCCAGUCCCCGUCUUGCUGCACAGAAGUUAUCGCCUUCUCUGAAUCUACAGAAGGAACAGUCAGAAAAUCUUGCUAAGACCUCCAAAUCAACAGCUGGUGGCAGCAAAUCACAAAAGGCAAAAGAUGUCCAGCACCAAGUGGAAUCACUUGUGACAGUCACAAAACCUACUACAAGAUCUCCUGCAAAUAAUCUUUCAAAAAAAACUUCUGCUGACAUCCCUAAAGAGAGUAUGAGAACCAAGCGAGUCAGACAUUCCCCAAGCAAACACACCGUACCUGAACAAAACAAAGAAGAAAACUGUAGAGUUCAAUAAAUUUUGAAAGGUUUCUAUGGUGUAUCAGUGCUAUCCAAGUAAAGAAACAUUUUUUUUAAAGCCUCCCAUAGAGGUUUUUGUUUAGUCAGUCUUAAAGUUGUUGAAUCUGUGUUGUUUUUAAAUUGAAAUGUCAGAACAAGAAUGAUUGUCUUGCCUUAGCAUAUCUUUCUCAUUGUUCCUACUUGUACAAUAAUGUAAAUAGUCCUGUAUAAAGUUAUGUGGGAAAAGUUGUAAAAUACUUCAAUUACAUAGGGAAUGACGCAUUGAAUUUACAAAGCACAUUUUGUUAUAUUCAUUAAAUGACCAUUAGUACCAGAAAUGUAUAUUGUGGUUUUAGUCUAUAGUGGGAGACAUGAGAGAUUUUGAGCAAGGAAUUGUAAUGAGCCAUAUGUCCACUUGGAUAUAUUUAAAAAAAAAAAAAAAACCCAACCAAACCACGUGUAUUUUAGGAGUAAGUACAAUAUAUGUAUAAUUUGUUUAUAGUAAAAUUAUGAUUUUGAAGUGUCUAUAGCUAACAUAAGUGGUUAAUAAUAAAAAUUACAUUACUUGUGGAAGUAUAAAACUUACUCUUUCUGUUGACCCUUGGGGGUGGGAAAUGGAAAAAUAUGACUGUGUGUGAGAUGCUUAGAAAUCCUGUGUUAUUCAGAUAAUAGGUAUAAUGGUUACAUAAAAGUCAAUCCCUAAGGGGUAUAAUACCCAGAUUGGUAUUCAGUAAGAUAAGGGUGUGUGGAAAUUUAUUUUGAUUUGGGGACCCUACCUUUGGGCUGAGAUUAGAAAGCCUUAGGCACUCAGGGUCUCUUCUGUGUCGGAGGUGCUGUCGCCACUCCCCUUCUGCUUCAACUGAGCCAAAAAGCCCCCAACUCCCUCCAACCUGA
Molecule: messenger RNA, 13331 nt
Organism: Dromiciops gliroides (monito del monte)
Lineage: Eukaryota; Metazoa; Chordata; Mammalia; Microbiotheria; Microbiotheriidae
Gene: CENPF
Product: centromere protein F
Exons: 20
Coding region: 202-12456 (4084 amino acids)
Biological process (GO): metaphase chromosome alignment; regulation of G2/M transition of mitotic cell cycle; mitotic cell cycle
Cellular component (GO): spindle pole; nucleus; chromosome, centromeric region
Molecular function (GO): transcription factor binding; dynein complex binding; microtubule binding
Source: RefSeq, a predicted model, not a curated record